Messenger RNA from Saccoglossus kowalevskii, 840 nucleotides. It is a transcript of the gene sox11-like, whose product is annotated as sox11-like protein. Gene Ontology annotation, cellular component: nucleus. Gene Ontology annotation, molecular function: RNA polymerase II cis-regulatory region sequence-specific DNA binding; DNA-binding transcription activator activity, RNA polymerase II-specific. Gene Ontology annotation, biological process: neuron differentiation; brain development; positive regulation of transcription by RNA polymerase II. The record is from RefSeq and is marked provisional. NCBI's taxonomy places the organism in Eukaryota, Metazoa, Hemichordata, Enteropneusta, Harrimaniidae.
UUGCUUCGUGCGUAUACGAUUGGUGACAAUAACUGGAGUGACUUUUUUUUUAAACCUCAGACUAAGUUUUUUACAGUCUGUCCUUUUAUGCCGGUCACCUGUCCGCCGUAAAUUCCAGCCAUGGUACCACAACAGACUGGCGCUAUGUCACCGGCAAGUAGUCACUCCAGCUCAGGACCCGGCUCUCCAGCGAUGUCUGAGAGCGGUAGUUCGUGCUCGUCGAUGGAUAUUGGUACCUCUGUGUUGGGUGACGAGGCAAGCGGUGUCUGUGCUACCAACUGGAAAGCAACUAACGGUCACAUCAAGAGGCCAAUGAAUGCGUUCAUGGUAUGGUCACAAAUCGAAAGGAGGAAAAUCAGCGAGCACCACCCAGACAUGCAUAACGCUGAAAUCAGUAAGAGACUUGGAAAACGAUGGAAAAUGCUUAUCGAAGACGAAAAACACCCAUACGUCGAGGAAGCCGAGCGACUAAGGUUGUUACAUAUGCAGGAGUAUCCUGACUAUAAAUACCGACCACGCAAGAAGGCGAAGCCCAGCAAACCAGAGUCUAACAGCCGGAGCCAUAGCUCUAAACACAAGAGCCACCAUUCCAAACACAAGACAUUCAAACUGACCCAGACUUCCAGCGGCGGCCGAGACAGACUACCAAAACUUAAGCUUACCAGGGAAAGCAUCAAGGCGAGCAGGUCCGUGGAGUUAUGCCUGUUUUUUUCACAGUUGACAAUGUCCAGGAUUCCAGAAUCAUUUUCUAUCAUACUUGUAAUAUAUUUUGACUAGAAAAAAUUUUGAACAUUUGAUACAACUUUGGUAAAGUUUGUAGUAAAAGACAUCUGAAUGAAA